AUGUGUUAUUUUGUGUAUAGAAGGCUAGCAUUUGCACAAGUUUUGCCAAAUAUUUAUAGGUGUGUCGUGCAAAAUUUUGGCAUUAAUCAUGUGGAUAAGUGUUUGAGUUUGUUGCCCACUAGCAUUAGAUCCUUCUCAACCAAUAUAGAUCAAGUUGAAAAGGAUUACUUAUUUACUGUGUCAUACCUCAUAAAGUCAUGUGGGUUGUCCCCAGAAAGAGCAAAAUCUGCCUCCAAAAGAAUCAAGCUUCAAUCUGUUGAACGACCAGAUUCGAUCUUGACAAUUCUAAGAAACCAUGGAUUUACCGCUGCUCAUAUAACCAAACUUGUUGGAAUGCGCCCUAGUCUACUUUUAGCCAAUCCUGAGAUGUCAAUUUUGCCUAAAUUUAAGUUUUUCAAGUCUCUUGGUAUCACAGAUGCUGAGAUUGCGAGUGUUUGCUCUUCAAUUCCAUCUAUUUUGAGUAACAGUUUGGAGAACCUACUCAUUCCUAACUUUAAAUUCCUCAAAAGCGUGCUCCUCUCUGAUGAAAAUGUUAUUAGAGCUUUUAGGAAAAAAUCAUGGCUCUUUCAGCAAGAUUUGGCAAAGACUGUGUCUCCAAAACUUGCAGUCCUGAAAGAACUUGGAAUGCCCAAGCCUUUUAUUGCAUUGAUAUUAACAUGUUAUGCUUCUAUAGUCCUCCAAAAUCGAGAGAGUUUUGACAAAAAUAUCAAGAAGGUAAUUGAAAUGGGUUUUGAUCCUCGAAAAAGUGGGUUCAUCCAUGCAAUGCAGGUUUUUGCCUCAAUGAGUCAGUCAACUUUGGAACAGAAAUUUGAAAUUUUCAGGGGGUGGGGGUGGUCUGAUGAGGACAUUAUGUUGGUGUUCAGAAGAUGCCCCAUUUGUAUAAAUGCCUCUGGAAGCAAAAUAAUGAAUGCAAUGGAGUUUCUUGUGAAAAAAAUGGGUUGGCAGUCCACAGAUAUUGCCUUGUAUCCAGAUGUUUUCCUUAUGAAUUUGGAGAAGAGGGUCAUCCCAAGGUGUUUGGUUAUUGAAGUUCUACAAUUGAAGGGGUUGGUGAAGAAAAAUUUGAGCCUUAGGACAUUUUUAAACCCUGUUGAGAAGCUAUUCUUGGAUAGGUUUGUGAAAAAAUACUUGGACAAGGUUCCUGAACUGAUGAAUAUCUAUCAAAGGAACGAUGGCUUUCAGGCUCUCGAUAUGAAUGUGUAUGUUUCUUCCAGAAAACUGUAG
Molecule: messenger RNA, 1221 nt
Organism: Mangifera indica (mango)
Lineage: Eukaryota; Viridiplantae; Streptophyta; Magnoliopsida; Sapindales; Anacardiaceae
Product: transcription termination factor MTERF2, chloroplastic-like
Exons: 1
Coding region: 1-1221 (406 amino acids)
Biological process (GO): regulation of DNA-templated transcription; chloroplast organization
Cellular component (GO): chloroplast
Molecular function (GO): double-stranded DNA binding
Source: RefSeq, a predicted model, not a curated record